GAUCCGCGCAAAAUGUAUAGAGAAUGCAAGUGUAGGACAAGCUUCGAGGAUGAUGGGAGAGGCGCAAAGUAAAAGUAGUUUCCCUGAGGGUAGUAGACCAGGAAAUAAGUAUGAGAGAGAGGAGCAAGAGUAGAAGAGAGCCAGGUCAGCUCAAGGUAGAAAAACAAUUCAGAAAUCCCUUUGAAGGUGAGAACCCGACAGACAGGAAGAAGGAAAGACAAGACAGUCUGGGGAAGGGCCCCGAAGGGGAUCGGCGAAGCUUAUGAACAAAUACAGGAUCUCAGCAUGAGGAUGGACCGCAGGGACGAAGGGAAGCCCUGGCGUUGCCGUGUUGGUGAUGGCCUAGUGCCACUGACGACGUCCCGUCGGGGACGGUUGCAGAUCGUUACUUUGGGCCGCUUAGGCUUCGAAACGGCGCCAGUGUUAAAAAAACGAGAGGAAUUGCUUAGUGGCAGUGGAAAUCUCCAAAUGGGAACCAGUUCCUCGGGUGACUCUCAAGGUUUUGGAUGGGUCUUCUACUUUCCCUGGUUUAGAUCGAUUUUUUAUUUCUUUUUAAUUUUAUUAUUUUUUUAUUACUAUUAUAAUUAUAAUUUAUUUAUUUUAAUACCUUUCUUUUCUGGGAGAGAGAGCAGAGUAGAGAGAGGGGAGAGCAGAAAGAGUGUGAGAGUGAGAGAGAGGAAGAGGGGGGGGUCUUUUUCUGAAUUGAGCAUUGCCCUUUUUUUUUUUUUCCCUUUUUCCUUUUCCCUUUCCUGCAUUUUUCUUUUUUGGCUUUUCCCUCUCUCUCUCACCUAUUUUCCCUUCCCUUCCCCUAUUCAUUUUCCAUUCUAUUUUCUCCCAAAUUUUUAUUUUUUAUUUUUCAUGUCAUUUUAUUUAUUUCUUUUUCCUCAUUCUCUCAACUCCCACACCCCCAUAGCCCCAUUUCAUUUUCCAGAAAAUGAAUUUCUAGGUCCCUCCCCAUAGCGCCCCCCCUCCCCUCCUCCCCAUUUGCUUCUUUUCUAUUUUUGUGCUCACUUUCCUAAUAUGAUCACCAUAAUCUAAGGGAAACGAAAUGCAUAGGGUAUCUAUCUAGUUAGAUAGUAGAUGAAAUAACAAUCGGACUGGGCGAUACAAAAUCUUGCGUCAUCUUCAGAUUCAACUGUGAGACAAGAAACUAGACUAACUAGCUAGCAAUCGGACACAACUUACUUACUUACUUGCUUGCUUACUUAUGUUUUGAUAUAACUCGAAAAUUG
This is a messenger RNA of Aspergillus piperis CBS 112811, 1232 nucleotides long. RefSeq lists its product as uncharacterized. The transcript has a single exon. Lineage: Eukaryota; Fungi; Ascomycota; Eurotiomycetes; Eurotiales; Aspergillaceae. The coding region runs from base 286 to 960 and encodes 224 amino acids. The record is from RefSeq and is a predicted model, not a curated record.